AUGAGUACUCGUCGGGCGUCAUUUAUCGACUCGGUGGACAACGGCAUGACUCCGCUUAGUGGUUCUGAGCAGUUGGAUACUGCGCAUUCCCGACUGUGUACCGCCCGGAAUCCUGUCUCUAAUCUUUCGACUUCGCAUUCGCGGUCGCUAUCCUCGUCGAACAAGACCGUCACUCCUAUCCCUCCGAACCUAUUACCCUCCGCACCCGCGUCACCUCCAACUCCGGCCCCUAGCCCGACCCCUCACCAGCGACCGCAGGCAUGGCAAUAUUUCGAUGAGGAUGAGGAUUCCUUCCUGCUAAAUGCCAGAAUACAUUUCAGCUCCCUGACCGGCGCUAAGAAGCAAAGAUUUUUGGAGGGUGUUCUCGGUCUCUGUGAUAGUCAGCUUCUCAGUUUCGUCUCCAGUUAUGUUGGGCCGCGCUUAAGGAAGGAUCCAUUCCAGGCCUUCCCGACAGAAUUAUGUCUGAGGGUUCUUUCGUUCAUCGACGAUCCCAAGACCUUAGCCAGAGCUUCUCAAGUAUCGAGUCGUUGGCGCGAACUCCUGAGUGAUGAUAUAACGUGGAAGAACCUCUGUGAGAAGCAUGCAUACGCUUCCCGACGGCUCUCGGACGAUCGGGAUUUCAUCGAUCCUUUUCAUACUCUACCGCCAAGCUCGAGCACGCGUUCUCUGAAUGGACUACCGAGAAAGAUGUCGGGUCUCGGAUCCUCGGAUGGGACUUUUGAGUUACCGCGCUCUGCGUCUGGAGACUGGCUCUCCUUGGCCGCGCGGAAGCGGCGCGCUCGACCUCUGUCCUACAGAUCUCAUUUUAAGCAAAAGUAUAUGGUAGAGUCGGCCUGGAAUAAAGGUGGCCACUGUACCCAGCGGCACAUCACGCCAGACCAAGGUGUUGUGACGAGCCUACAUCUUACUUCCAAGUAUAUUGUGCUGGCGCUGGACAACGCCAAGAUCCAUGUCUACGAUACCAACGGAAAUAAUCAAAAAACACUACAAGGCCAUGUCAUGGGCGUUUGGGCCAUGGUUCCGUGGGACGAUAUUCUGGUAAGCGGUGGUUGCGAUCGAGAAGUCAGAGUCUGGAACAUGGCUACCGGUGCCGGCAUAUAUCUUUUACGGGGUCACACGUCGACCGUGCGAUGCCUGAAGAUGUCAGACAAGAACACGGCCAUCUCAGGAUCUAGAGAUACCACACUACGGAUAUGGGAUCUGACUACAGGAAACUGUAGAAACGUCCUGGUCGGGCACCAGGCAAGCGUGCGUUGUCUGGCGAUUCAUGGAGAUAUAGUCGUCUCAGGAAGCUACGACACAACUGCUCGCAUCUGGAGCAUAUCGGAAGGGCGGUGUCAGCGAACGCUGUCCGGUCAUUUCAGCCAAAUUUAUGCCAUCGCCUUCGACGGCAGACGCAUCGCCACGGGCAGUCUUGAUACCAGUGUUCGGAUCUGGGAUCCGCAGAGCGGCCAGUGCCAUGCCAUCCUCCAAGGGCACACAUCCCUUGUUGGGCAGUUGCAGAUGCGCGGUGAUACAUUGGUCACUGGUGGAUCCGACGGCUCUGUCCGUGUUUGGUCCUUGACCAAGAUGGCCCCUAUCCAUCGUCUCGCUGCGCACGAUAAUAGCGUGACCAGCCUCCAGUUUGACAGUUCCCGAAUUGUCAGUGGCGGAAGUGAUGGCCGAGUCAAGGUGUGGAGUUUACAGACCGGACAGCUCCUUCGGGAAUUGUCCACACCCGCAGAGUCCGUUUGGAGGGUUGCCUUUGAAGACGAAAAGGCCGUUAUUCUGGCUAACCGAUCGGGCCGGACUGUCAUGGAGGUUUGGACGUUUUCCCCUCCAGAAGAAGAUGGUGAUGAAGAUGCCAUUAUCGAGAGUACCUCGAGCACCCCAGGUUUACGUCUUAGGAAAGAAAUCAGUCAUGAUGACCUUGCUCUGAACUCAUCUCGAUCUGCUCGACAUCGGACAAUGUUCUCCGAUCCUCCUCCAACAAUACCUCUAGAAGACGACGAUGAUGACGACGAUGACGACCAGGCAAUGCCGGACGCCCCAAUUUCAUGA
Aspergillus clavatus NRRL 1 is the source of this 2040-nucleotide messenger RNA. Its product is annotated as F-box/WD repeat-containing protein. Gene Ontology annotation, cellular component: nucleus; cytoplasm. The transcript has 4 exons. Gene Ontology annotation, biological process: ubiquitin recycling; proteasome-mediated ubiquitin-dependent protein catabolic process. NCBI's taxonomy places the organism in Eukaryota, Fungi, Ascomycota, Eurotiomycetes, Eurotiales, Aspergillaceae. The record is from RefSeq and is a predicted model, not a curated record. The coding region runs from base 1 to 2040 and encodes 679 amino acids. Gene Ontology annotation, molecular function: ubiquitin binding.